UGCUGCAGCCUUUGUUUCUGGCUGACUGCCCUCUCUAGCUCCUUUUUAUUUUCUAGUCUGGCUUUGGGGAAAUGGGAGGUGACAAUGGUACAGAAGUAACAGAGUUCAUUUUAUUGGGAUUCUCAGGUUUUGUCUUUCUCCAGGGCCAUCUGUUUUGGGGUGUACUGUGUAUCUAUGUGGUUACCUUGCUGGGCAACUCUCUGAUCAUCCUGCUCACGCUGGCCGACUCGGCGCUCCACUCCCCCAUGUACUUCUUCCUGCGUCACUUCUCCCUGGUGGAGAUCCUCUACACCACUACCAUCGUGCCUAGGAUGCUGGCUGACCUGCGCUCUUCCCGCCCCACCAUCCCCCGUGGCAGCUGCUUCACGCAGUUGUACUUCUUUGCCCUUUUCGGCAUUACCGAAUGCUGUUUGCUCACCGCCAUGGCUUAUGACCGAUAUGCUGCUAUCUGCUGUCCGCUGCAUUAUACCACCCUGAUGAACCAGGGAACGUGUGCCAGCAUGGUGGGGGUCUCUUACCUCGCGGGCAUCAUCACUGGCACCAUUCACUCUGUCUUCAUCUUCACUUUGCCUUUCCGCGGUGCCAACACCAUUCAUCACUUCCUGUGUGACAUCCUGCCUGUGCUGAGACUGGCUACCGCGAGCACUUUCUGGGGCGAAGUGGGGAAUCUCUUUGUUACAAUCGCUUUUAUCUUCACGCCCUUCUCGUUGAUUGUGGCCUCUUAUGCCUGUAUUCUUGCUGCUAUCCUUGGCGUUGCCACGUCCCAGGGGCGUCAGAAGAUCUUUUCCACCUGCUCCUCUCACUUGUUUGUGGUCAUACUCUUUUUUGGGACCGGGACUGUGGCCUAUAUGAGGCCUCAGGCAGGUUCUCUUGGGGACACAGACCAGAUUCUAUCCGUCUUCUACACAGUUGUCACCCCCAUGUGCAACCCUUUUGUCUACACCCUGAGGAAUAAGGAGGUCACAGGGGCCAUGAGGCGGCUCAUGAAGAGAUACCUUUGGGGUCCUUGACCAUACUCCACUUCCUCCCAAGAUCUUGGAUCCCUGGACAUUCUCAAGGAAAAGGAGAAGCUGAGGCCUUCGGGUGCAGUCUGCUGUGCACUGUGUGUCUCACUCAGCGUGAACAUCUAAGGCAAUGGUAUAUUACGCAUAUUCAGGUAUAUUCAGAGCUCUGCUUCCUGGACCUGGUUUUAAGACCUUGACUGGGCUUCAUCAUAUGAGGAGAGCUGAAGACUGGAAUGAAGAUCAAGGGGAAGGCAGCUGGGAGAAGCUUGUGUGAUGAUGUAAUCCUGGUCAUGAUUGAGUGACUUCCUGGGGUUACGCUCUUGAGACAGCCAUCUUCCUGCUUCUCCCAGUAAGUUCUUAUUGUAAGCCUUUUUCCCUGAUAUCAUUCGCAUGUCUGGGAAGGGACAGGGGCAGGGAGUAGCUGUUUGGUUUGCAAGUUCAGCUCCCAAGUCUUGCUUGGUAUCGUUGUGGGCUUGGUCUGUCCAAUUACUUGUCUCCUGACUGAUCCCUAUCUCUUUGGAUCCUCCUGAGAUGUUGGUGUUUUCUACUUAACUUCCUCCCAACCCAUGCUGAUAGAAAUGCUUUUCAUGCCCUCCUUUGGUCUCAGGUCUGGCACACAUCUCCCCUCUGCCCCCAUCUGAAGUCUGAUGUGGUCUUCGAGUCUUGAAAUGACACUUGUU
Arvicola amphibius (Eurasian water vole) is the source of this 1684-nucleotide messenger RNA. Its product is annotated as olfactory receptor 9. The record is from RefSeq and is a predicted model, not a curated record. The transcript has a single exon. The coding region runs from base 72 to 1010 and encodes 312 amino acids. Gene Ontology annotation, cellular component: membrane. Lineage: Eukaryota; Metazoa; Chordata; Mammalia; Rodentia; Cricetidae. Gene Ontology annotation, biological process: G protein-coupled receptor signaling pathway. Gene Ontology annotation, molecular function: olfactory receptor activity; G protein-coupled receptor activity.